This is a messenger RNA of Aethina tumida (small hive beetle), 1330 nucleotides long. RefSeq lists its product as uncharacterized. The coding region runs from base 107 to 1258 and encodes 383 amino acids. Gene Ontology annotation, molecular function: DNA-binding transcription factor activity, RNA polymerase II-specific; sequence-specific DNA binding. NCBI's taxonomy places the organism in Eukaryota, Metazoa, Arthropoda, Insecta, Coleoptera, Nitidulidae. The transcript has 7 exons. Gene Ontology annotation, biological process: regulation of transcription by RNA polymerase II. The record is from RefSeq and is a predicted model, not a curated record. Gene Ontology annotation, cellular component: nucleus.
GACAGAGUCAAAAUCGUCAUUUCAAACGUCUCGACACACAUUUUGAGAUACACGCUUUUGAUAUAGCAACUGGAAAGUUAAUCAAGUCAGAAACGAGUAGAACAUAAUGUAUGAAGAACCAGAGAUUUUGAGCAAUUUGAACGAGGUUCCCGCCAGCCACACCGAUUUGAUGGACACGACUAUCUCAGAUUCGGUAAUGGAGCAGGGAGUCGAGACUACAAGCAGUACUCACAAAUUAUUGCAAAUUACACCUGAGGAAGAUUCUAAGUUCAUCAUCAUGGAUGAAGGUGUUUAUACUGAUGAUAAAGAUGAAGAUAUAAAUAAAGAAGAUAAAAAUAAACAAAAGGAAAUUGAUAAUAAUGUAGAUAAGGACAAAGGAAAGGAUGAUAAAAACGGAGAUGAAAACGAAGCCGAAGAUGUUGAUGAUACAUUUGAAGACGACAACGAAAAUGAAGAUCGCGAUAAAAAUAACAAUGAAGAUGAAGAUGAUAAGAACAUAUCUGAUGAUAUGCGUGAAAAUGAAGAAAAGAUGGUCUCUGAUGACACUCCGGGUGAAAAUGAAGACGAGGAACUUACUAUUGACAUUAAUAAAAUGAAACUGGAUUUUCGAACCUUUCUUGAAGAUAACAAUUCAGAAAUGGAGGAAAAUACGGUGAAAACCGUAGUGCCGCAGCCUCCAAUCGUCCCUCGAAAAUCGUUCAAAAGUAUCCUAAAGAGGAAGAGAUCAUACGAAAACAAUGCAGACGUGCCUAACAAGAAGAUAAAAGAAAAUGUCACAUUUGGUGACGUUACAGUCUACUAUUUUCCUAGAACCCAAGGUUUUUCUUCUGUACCCUCCGAUGGCGAUAUUGCGCUAGGAAUGGAGGCAACUCACAGCCACAUGAACACCAUGCCAGUGAAUAAAGUAAGAGAAACCAAGCGUUCAUUUGGACCGAAGUAUUUGUCUGCCGCAAAACGCAGAAAGAUGUUGCUAGAUACUGGUGUGUCUAAUAUAGACACUAAGACCAUAAUGAAUACAUUAUACAUACGUUAUUCAAGAAAAGUAUGCGGCUGUGAGUGCGAAGACGGCUGCAGCAGCGAAUGUAGCUGCUUCAAUGGAGAAGUUCCGUGUCAGAAUGAUUCGGGACAUCAACCUUGCGGCUGCAAUAGAAAAAAUUGCCGCAACAAGUACGGUCACUAUCGUUUCAAUUCGAAAAAUGUAAGGAACCAUUAUGACCGUACCUUUGAUAGAAUUACUGAUGAAGAUAAUUCUGAAUAAACGAUCGAAAAUGAUGGAAGAUAACCACCCAAAAUUUAUUGUAUUUUCACGUUCGUUCAAUAAAUAUGUUUA